Molecule: messenger RNA, 2864 nt
Organism: Dendrobium catenatum
Lineage: Eukaryota; Viridiplantae; Streptophyta; Magnoliopsida; Asparagales; Orchidaceae
Exons: 2
Coding region: 180-2513 (777 amino acids)
Cellular component (GO): plasma membrane
Molecular function (GO): protein binding; calcium ion binding
Source: RefSeq, a predicted model, not a curated record
CCUCCAUCCCAAAAAAACAUGGAACACUCAUUAGAGCUGCAAUAGCAAAAGCUUCCAACUGGAAGACCGCGCAAACGGAAAUCUUUCAACAAUUCUUCCUUGACAACUUAUUGAAAAUUUUUCCUUAUAAACACCAAUUAAAUUUUACUGGGAUACCGAGGGGCUACUGAACAAAACCCAUGCCCAAACCGCCGGUCGGCGAAGAAUCUUCCAUGGAGACUCAUCGCCGGAGCUCCGGGGAUGAGCUGACGCGGCGUCAGAAGGUGCGUGCGAUCUUCGAACGCUUCGAUUUGAAUGGUGAUGGUGGUCUCGACCGCUCCGAAUUGGCUGCCCUGGUUGUCGCCGUGAAUCCUACUCUCCAGUUCACCAGCGACCAGAUCUCCUCCAUCAUAGACGUGGUGUUCGGAUCCUACUCCGAUUUCAUCGGAGAUCUUUCCUCCGGCCUUUCCCUCGACGGCCUCUUUCAAACCUACGCUGAUGGCGCUGGCGAUCUCGAUCGCGAUUUCGCCGCUCUGUGCCUCUCUAAGGAGAAUCCAGAUAUGAUCAGUACCCUUUCAAACCGCUAUCGGUACCCAAAGCUUGCUCCUACGUGGCUCUCCUCACCCAACCAUGGCGUGACGCAUGAUAGUACCUGGAAGGUGAUCGAGGAGCUGGAAAUUGCUAUUAGGGCUAAGAUUCGGGCUCGUGCUGCUAAGUUUUCGCCUAAAGAUUCCACCUUUGCUGAUGGAUUCUCAGAAGUGUGGUGCUCAACUGAUCUCGGAUUCGAGUUGGAAAGGAAGGGAGCAGAGUUUGUCUUUAAGGAAAAGUCUAGUGAAUUCCGGGUUUUAUUGCAGGAGUUGAAGGAGAUUAGGGCGAAAAUUGACAGCUUGUCAAUUGUGGAGGAGGCAUUUGAUGGCCAUCUAGCGAUUGGUAGGACUUUGUUCGAGCGCCACCUGUUCAUGCUGGCGCUUGAAAGCUUCCGCCGCGCUUUAGAGCUACGGCCAAUGGAUGUGCGGCCUUAUUUCAGGAUUGGAAAUACUUUGUGGUCUCUAGGACACAUUAAAGAGGCUAAAGAUAGCUUCUUGGCCGCUCUGGAGAUCGCUGAGAGCGAUUCACUUCAGUGGUCAGGUCUCCUUCCUCAGAUUCAUGUGAAUUUGGGGAUUGUCAUGGAAGCAGAAGGCCUGGUGAUCAAUGCAAGCGAGCACUACCGUGAAGCUGCCAUCCUCUUCCCAAGCCAUUAUAGAGCUCUCAAGCUUCUUGGAAGCGCUUUGUUUGGUGUUGGUGAGUAUGAGCCAGCAGAAAAAGCAUUGCAGGAAGCAGUUAUUCUCAAACCAGACUAUCCUGAUGCCCACUGUGAUCUUGGAUGCGUUUUCCAUGCCAUGAAGGAAGAGGAGAAGGCAAUUCUAGCCUUUCAAAGAGCGAUUGAUCUCAAGCCUGAUCAUUUGGAUGCUCUUUAUAAUUUAGGGAGCUUGCUUCUGAGUGCAGGUAGGCAUAAGAGAGCAGCAGAGAUGUUUGGCAGAGUGGUGACAAUCAACCCAGACCAUUGGAAAGCUCAGCUGAAUCGAGGAAUCUCUUUGUUUGGUGCUGGAGAGCUGAAUGAGGCUAAAAAGGCUCUUACUGAAGCAUUACUGAUAACAAACAGGAUAGAAUUGUACGAUGCUAUUCAGCAUUUGAAGCAAUCUAAGAGGAAGAAACCGAAAGACGAGCGUCCAAAUUGGGUUGCAGUUGAUGCUUCGAAGUUCAUGACAGCGGAUGAGAGCACCACAAAUCAAAAAUGCUUAUCAGAUGCUCUAUGGAUCAGGGAAAUCCAGAAAGCUACUAAAUUAGGACGCUGUGAUGCUACCCUUUUGAAGAUGGAAAUGGAGACCUACCAAUUCCCAGUUUCUUCUUCUGAUAGAUCUGUUAGGAAGGCUGAGGUGGAGGUUCUUCUCUACAGGCUUCUCCAUUUCUUGCGGCCUGAUACCUUCCGCGAUGCCAUUAAGGCAAUUGAUGAGAAGAUAUGGCACGUAUUGGACAUCACUGGUUCUGGAAAGAUUGAUCUUGGUAUGUUCUUUGCUGUCAUAGCUCCUAUAUGCGGAGGAUCACCGGAGCAUCGAAAGCGUGCAGCCUUUGAUGCUCUUUCAUGGCAGCCUUCAAGGAAUGAGCUACAGCGCCAGUUUUCUACUGUGGAUGUCUAUGCUUACAUAAGAAACUUGAGGAUGGUAUACUUCCCUUCUCGUCCAUUUUCUGAUCAGAUGGAGAUCAGCAAGGAAGGAGAUAGCAUUGGUAUUUCAUUUCAUGAAUUUAUAAACAUGUUUGAUAAUAUUUAUCAUGGUUUUGGAAUUAUGAGUACCUUGUUGAAGCUUGAGAAGGGCGCUAAGGCGCGCAGAAGCAGGCAUUCAUGUGGGGUUUGCAGGUACCGGAUCUCCAAAAUCAUGUUCAAAGAAGUGAAGGCGAAGUUCUGUGUGUGCGCCAAUUGCUACAGUGAGUGUAAGGUCCCUUCUGCUUUUGAGAACGAGGAUGAAUACAGAUUCAAGGAGUGCUUAUUUGAGUAAGCAUUCUGGUAUCUGAUAUGUUGGUGGCUAUGGGAUCCAAAGAUAAGCUACUAUGAGCUUUCUUUCUUUCUUCAGGGGCUUUGCUUUUGGGGUUGCAAAGGUUGGCAGAUCAUGAAUUGGUUGGUCAAAUAAAUGGAGGAAUUUUUGUGAUUAAUAGCUUAGAUUUCGAAGUCCUAUUCAUUAGGAAAAGGGGUUGUUUGUAUAAGGUUUUGGAGAUGGCUUAUCUUUAUUAUUUGCCUUUUGUUUUCUAGUAUUUUCACUCACCCAAUUGUGAGGUCUUGAGUUUGUGAUUUAGCAUAAAUGUGUAUAUAUAUUUGUUUUUCAAAGCUCAACCACUGGCUUUUACUGUCA